This is a messenger RNA of Toxorhynchites rutilus septentrionalis, 2724 nucleotides long. RefSeq lists its product as uncharacterized. Gene Ontology annotation, biological process: DNA integration. NCBI's taxonomy places the organism in Eukaryota, Metazoa, Arthropoda, Insecta, Diptera, Culicidae. Gene Ontology annotation, molecular function: nucleic acid binding. The transcript has a single exon. Bases 1 to 2724 code for a protein of 907 amino acids. The record is from RefSeq and is a predicted model, not a curated record.
AUGGCUGCUCAAACGGAAGAAUUUCCAAAAGUACCAAACGUUCAACUCAAAAUUCAAAUCGACGAAAAAGUUCAACCUAUGGCACAAGCUGCACGUAGAUUCCCUAUCGCUAUGGAGGCGGACGUUGAAAAAGCAAUUGAAGAACUCCUACCAAAAAGCAUCAUCGAGCGAGCGGAGGGUCCAUUGUCAUGGGUCUCUCCCUUGGUACCCAUACGUAAGACCGACGGCAGGAUUCGCCUAUGUGUAGACAUGAGAGCGGCGAAUAAAGCUGUACGCCGUGAAAACUUCCCAAUGCCUAACAUUGACGUAGCAAUGGCUUCAAUUCCCAAGGUAUCAAAAAUAUCAAAAAUUGAUCUUGAGGCGGCAUAUUAUCAUUUUGAGCUUGAAUGUGAGAGUCGAAAUAUUACCACGUUUGUUGCUCGUAGUGGAGUGUACCGAUUUUGCAGGCUCAUGUUCGGUAUUAAAUCAGCACCUGAAUUAUUUCAAAGAGAAAUGGAGAAUCUCUUUAGAGGAAUUAAAGGAUUGAUAGUAUACAUGGACGAUUUGUUGGUUCAUGGAUCGACAGAUGAAGAACAUGAUCAAACUUUGAAGGAGGUGUUGGAUCGUAUUUACAAAAGGAACAUGAAGAUUAACGAACAAAAGUCUCAAUUUGGUGUCAGAGAGGUAGUUUUCCUUGGUCAUCGUGUCUCAACUGAAGGUAUCAGACCAACCGACGACAAAAUCAGGGCUAUUUUAGAUCUUAAACCCCCGAAUUCAACGGCGGAAUUGAGAUCCCUUCUGGGAUUAAUAAACUUUGUGGGGAAAUUCAUUCCUAAUCUUGCAGCAAUGACACGACAUAUGCGAUCAUUGCUAGUGAAACAGAACUUAUUCAGAUGGAGUGAAGAGCAUUCACUAGAAUUAGAAGCUAUCAAAGAAGUAUUGGGAAGAGUAGAAUCUUUGGGAUAUUUUAACCCUGACGAUGAAACGGAGUUGAUAACGGACGCUAGUCCAUUUGGAUUAGGUGCCAUUUUAGUUCAAAUCAAAGAUAAUAUUCCGAGAACAAUAUCCUGCAUUUCGAAGAGCUUGGCGGAUCACGAAAAAAAAUACUGCCAAACGGAGAAGGAAUGUCUUGCGAUAAUAUGGGCAAUGGAAAAACUUUUCGUGUAUCUCUACGGACUUCAUUUCACAUUGGUGACGGAUUGUAAGCCACUUGAAUAUUUAUUCAACAAAUCACAGUCCAAAUCAUCGGCUCGGAUUGAACGCUGGAUAUUGCGACUAUUAAGUUUUGAUUUCACUGUUAAAUAUGAGCCAGGAGAACGGAAUCUAGCUGAUUCACUAUCUCGACUGUCGCAAGGAUUGCACUACCCACAGGGAGAACCAGAUGUUAUUGCGUGGCUAUCAGAACAGAUACGACCAAACGCUAUAAGCAUGGUCGACAUUGAAAAAGCGACACUCGAAGAUGAUGAACUCCAGAAAGUAAAAGAUGCCAUGUAUUCAGGAAACUGGGAUGAUGUCCCAAUGGGUUAUAAGACUUCCACUAUUAAGGAUGAUUUAUUAUUGUACGGAGAACUAAUCCUUCGGGGUGACAGGAUAGUUGUUCCAAGAAGUCUAAGAGAACAAGUUAUCAAUCUUGCACACUUUGGACAUCAGGGAAGUACUUCCAUGAAGGCACAACUGAGGGCUAAAGUAUGGUUCCCAACAAUGGACAAGAUGAUAGAUUCAUUUGUACAACAUUGUAAACCCUGCAAAAUGACAUCUCUUCCCGAUAAACCCAACCCUAUGUCUCGAAGAGUUCCUACGCAACCAUGGCAGGACCUUGCAAUAGAUUUUAAAGAAGGUCUUCCCGGAGACAUGUCUCUACUUGUGGUAGUUUGUUAUACUACACGUUUUAUUCAAAUCGAAGCAAUGAAACCAGCAACGACACAACGAGUUAUUGGAUCGCUUUUGAAGAUGUUUAGCUCCUUUGGAAUCCCGAGAUCAAUUACAGCCGAUAAUGGUCCUCAGUUCAAGGCUCUUGAGUUCAAAAACUUCUGUCUCAGUUACGGGAUACAUCUAAACCUUUCUACCCCAUAUUGGCCCGAGCAAAAUGGUGCCGUAGAAAGGCAAAUGCGUAACAUAGGUAAACGGGUGAAGAUCAGCUCCAUUCAGAACACUGAUUGGAAAACUGACUUAAACGAGUAUUUAAUUCUUUACCACUCAACUCCUCAAGAGACUACUGGAUUGUCACCGAGUAAAAUGAUGUUCGGGAGAGAAAUAUUUAAUGGAAUACCAUCAAUUUAUCACCCUCCGGCAUUGUCCUUGGAAGCCAGCAAGGAUAAGGAUAUGGCGCUGAAGGAGUACCACAAGCAGAAGGCAGACGUCCAGCGCCAAGCUAAGCAUCAUAAGUUGGAGAGGGGGGAUACUGUAUUGCAACGAAACCUAAAAAAAGGAACAUUACAACCAAAUUUCAUGGACCAAGAAUUUGAAGUCGUAAACUCUGAAGGAGGCACCGUCCACAUCAAAUCCAACGAAACAGGUAAAACUUACAUUCGAAAUAGCACCCACAUUAAGAAGCUCGAUAAGCGGUCACAGUUGCCGAGGAAAUUAGAUAACGAGACGCAGAAAUCAACACAUCUAUGGACAAUGACCAAUGGAGAAAUUGAAGACGAACCAACGAAGACCAAUGAAAGUUCAACGGCAAACAAACGUAUGAUGAUGGAAAGACAGCGGAGAGCUCCAGCUAAGUACGAAGAUUAUGUAUUGUAA